This is a messenger RNA of Mytilus californianus (California mussel), 1803 nucleotides long. RefSeq lists its product as uncharacterized. The record is from RefSeq and is a predicted model, not a curated record. NCBI's taxonomy places the organism in Eukaryota, Metazoa, Mollusca, Bivalvia, Mytilida, Mytilidae. The coding region runs from base 85 to 639 and encodes 184 amino acids. The transcript is spliced from 4 exons.
CAGAACAGUAUUUAAAAGGGUACAUGCCAUUUAUUCGUACACAAACGCCGGUCUAGUCGGAUUAGUUAAUAUAAAAUUAAAAACAUGGGAUUCGAUGAAGAAGCAGUCGCACGCAAAAGACAAGGGUUACAGGUCCAAAAAAUAAUUUCUAUUAUCGUGUGUGUUUCAUCUCCGAUCCUGCUUAUUCUAGGAAUAGCCAUUCUAGCGACACAGGAUGGUGCAAGCUACCCUAUCGUUGGUGGUUCGCCUAUCUAUGUCGGAGUCUAUGGAUUUGUUUUAGGAUGCAUAGGAAUUAUAGCCAACUCCGUGGCUAUUGAAUCUAUAACAACGCAGGAAGAGACAGCUAAGCAAAGAAACCUGUGGAAUGGUUUUUUUGGAUUGUUGUGUGCUUCGUUUGGAGUUCUUGGAUAUCCCUCGAGUGAAGUUAUUAGAGGAGCUAUCAGUUGCGCUGAAAAAAAGAAGGAAUGUGGAAAUUCACAUCAAGACACUUUGAUGGCGUUGUUUAUUGUGGCUUCCAUUUUGGUGCAAGUGAUUAAUUGUAGUAACAUCAUUCUGUUAUGUUAUUGGCGCAAAUUUCGUGGAAAAACAUCACAAGGUCCAUGUGUAACAGCUAAAACUUCUCCUCCAAAAUAUACAUAGGGUAUAGAUAGAGACAUAUACAACAAAUUGAAUUUUUUGUCUGGCAUGGAGCAAGUAAAUGCGUCCGUUUUAUUCUCUUCACAAACACCUAGAGCAAGGAAAUACACACGAAGCUUUGAGCGGGGGAAUACACCACUUUUAGAUUUCUGUUAUAUUGUAAAUUAUCUAUUAGCUUUAAUUUAUUGAGUUAAAUUUAAUUAUGUGUUGUUGUGACACAUACGUUAUAGUUAGCUUCUCUUGACAUUGUAAACUAAUGAAUGAAUGAUCUUUAUCUCUCUAGUAUAGACAAUGACAACAUUGUAUGUAAACUAAUGAAUGAAUGAUCUUUAUCUCUCUAGUAUAGACAAUGACAACAUUGUAUGUAAACUAAUGAAUGAAUGAUCUUUAUCUCUCUAGUAUAGACAAUGACAACAUUGUAUGUAAACUAAUGAAUGAAUGAUCUUUAUCUCUCUAGUAUAGACAAUGACAACAUUGUAUGUAAACUAAUGAAUGAAUGAUCUUUAUCUCUCUAGUAUAGACAAUGACAACAUUGUAUGUAAACUAAUGAAUGAAUGAUCUUUAUCUCUCUAGUAUAGACAAUGACAACAUUGUAUGUAAACUAAUGAAUGAAUGAUCUUUAUCUCUCUAGUAUAGACAAUGACAACAUUGUAUGUAAACUAAUAAAUGAAUGAUCUUUAUCUCUCUAGUAUAGACAAUGACAACAUUGUAUGUAAACUAAUGAAUGAAUGAUCUUUAUCUCUCUAGUAUAGACAAUGACAACAUUGUAUGUAAACUAAUGAAUGAAUGAUCUUUAUCUCUCUAGUAUAGACAAUGACAACAUUGUAUUGAGCAUAUUCAAUAACAUCAACAUGUACAUUUCGAUAUUCCUAGAAAAUGUAUAUAAUACUCCUAUUAAAACAUGAAUGUUUGGUAUGUUUCAUACAUAUAGGUAACGCACUACCUCAGCUGUCUUGAAGGAAAUAUAUUGUUUUCCAAGCAAAUACCAAUCAAUCUAUGAAUCCUAGUAUGUGUUACGUGUGUGGAUCAUUUUAAUCAGUAUGAAUAGGUAAUAGUUCUGUUGGUAUUCAUGAAAUCCGAAACAAGAUAUAAACAUUCAAAUAUAUAUUUUUAUACAAUGUAUAGAUGUAUUGAACAUUAUCUGAGUAUAGAUUUAAACGAAUAAAA